AAUCAAACCAGUUUCUUACCAGGUGACUGAAUAAAAAAGUAAUAUAAUAAAUUAAUAAUUCGUACAAUUGUUGUAAAGAUAUAAGAAUACAGUUAGAUUUGUAAAUGUUCUCAUUCUCUUUCAGAAAUAUUUUGUCAAGCAGCAACGAAAAAAUUUGCAAUUUACAUAUAAGUAUCGACAAGUUGACGAUGUUUGAAUGUUAAAUACGAAAUAUAUUCCAUCUGCAAUAAGCUCUUCUCGAAUAAUCAGUUGAAGAAUUGUGUCGUGAUAUUCUACAAACUACGAAUAUAAUAUCUGUCAAAAAAUGUGCAAAAUCAUCACAUUGAAUAAAAAUUAUCACAUAAAAAGACUUGCAGGUUCAAUCAACUAGAUCCACUCUUGUCAACUUUUCUGAUAGUAAAACUGGAAGACGAUUAUUUUCGCAUCCCAAAGUCCUUGAGCGUGUUCAUGAUGAAAGAACCGCCGCCCGCCACCGAGGAAAAUAGUUCCAAAACCGAGUCAGCGAAAGAAAAGAAGGCCGAGAAUCACGUCGAAAAAAACAAGAAUCGCACCGAGAAGAGUAAAGAUCGCGUCGAGACCAGAAAGAAGACUAAGACUGUGAUCGAUGACCCGGAGGACGAUUUAGACGAUACUCCGUUGGACUUCAGGAAACGACACAAGAAGAACGAACUUUCGAAGGCGCGACCCAACAAGAAGAAGAAGUCGCAUAUGUGCGAGAUUUGUUACAUCACGUUUGACCGCAAGAGCAAGCUCACUAGUCACAUGUUCAAGCACAGCAAUUCACGGCCACACAAGUGCACGGUCUGUUCUAAGGGCUUCAAAACCGGGGCGUAUCUCUCCAGGCACAUGGAGAUUCACGACGAGCCGGCGCAGCUGCAUGCGUGCACCUUAUGCGACUUUAAAGCUCGCACGAAGCCGUAUCUGAAGAUACAUUACAUUCGCAAGCACACCGAAGAUUAUAACUACAGCUGCGAACAAUGCGGCAAGAUGUUCAAGGUCCAAUCUGACUACACGACCCAUAUGAAGGAUCACGAUACGGAAUCCUGCGUUUGCGACAUAUGCGGCACGUCCUAUCCUAGCAAGAGCUCCCUGUACUUCCACAAGCAUUACAAGCACAAGACCAAGGUGAAGGAAUUCGAGUGCCAGAUCUGCAGGAAGCGCUUCAAGACCCAGAAGAAUCUCGACAGCCACGCCGAGUUGCACAAGAUGAAGUACGUAUGCGAGCAGUGCGGCAUGGAGUUUAAAUUCAAGUACGGCCUUACGAAGCAUCUCAGAACGCACUCGGGCGAGAAGUCGUAUCUCUGUGCGAUAUGCGGCAAGACCUUCGGUUGCCUCAGCUCGCAGAAGAUCCAUCUGCUGACUCACGUAGGCGAGCGACCCUACGUCUGCGACAUUUGCGGCCAGAGCUUCACUCAGCGUUCGCCGAUGAUGUUGCAUCGGAAGAAGCAUCCUGGCGUGCAUCCACCGCCACCGCCUAUCAAAAUUACGAAUCUGCUGCAUGGUGUGCAGGAUAAAAUUAUUGUGAAUAAGAGUGUCAAGUAAUUUUUCGUGUAUGUGUGCAUGUGUGUAUGUGUAUGGCGGAUGGUGAACUGUGAAAUGAAAAGAGAACACCAUCUUGUGUUGCUGGGGUCUUGUACUUUUAUAUCUUUUUAAUAUAAAGCAAAGAGAUAGUGGAAAUAAUUGUGAAUAUUAUCUCAACGACGAUCCAUUUGUAAGAUAGAGAGUAAUGAGAUUUGGAUGAUCCUGCCUGCAUGAGGCGAUAAUAUUCAGGAGGAUUCGGUUCUUGAAAAUGUAUCCCGUGUGAUCCCGUGUGUUGGUAUGUCGAUCUUAUUUUCAUAUUCAUCGAAACGCAAUGUAUUUACUCGAGGACAAAUUAGGAAUUAACAUGCUGGAUUAUCGCGCUUAUGACACACAUUUACGAUUAGAUUCCAAAUUCUUCAUUCGAGUAUUUAUUAUAUUUAUCCUCUUGUAGAUGUCAAACAUUUGAAGAAAGACUGUAAUGUUUGGAAUUACAAAAAUAUUCUCUAUAUUUUUCUAGUUAUUUUCUAAAUUUUAUCG
Nylanderia fulva is the source of this 2058-nucleotide messenger RNA. RefSeq names its product zinc finger Y-chromosomal protein-like. The record is from RefSeq and is a predicted model, not a curated record. Lineage: Eukaryota; Metazoa; Arthropoda; Insecta; Hymenoptera; Formicidae.